UGCUGUUCGAAAGAGACACCGUCAACGUUACUAUGCCGGAUGCACGAAAACAAAUCGCAACCUAUGAUUUUGGAUUUGACCAGAAUACGCGUCCGAAGUGGUACAGUCUCGAAUCUACCGUUUGCUGGAAAAAAAACCCAAUUAGUAUGUAUAACGAAAAAUAUUGAAUCGUUUCCAUAGGUUAGUCUCGACAAGACAGUUUCACGAUGAUGCAACAGUCGGUCGUCUCGUACUUACCUACCCAUGAAACAGUUAAAAGAAUUCCAAAACAUAUAUCGCUGGUAGUUGAUUAUUCGAUGAGUAUACGCUACCAGAGAUCAUUAUUUGCUCUUUCAUGAUACACGUUAAAAAUUGAAGGAUUAAUAGAUCUAGGAGCAGCUAUAUUGAAAAAUUAAAUGCUUCUGAAGUCGUUGAUCCUUCCAUUUUUUAAUUAAAGGAAUUACCUAUUGGAAUUAUACCGAGUGGUGCAGAAUAUAGAGUACUAUAUCAUGGAAUAUACUACGUAUUAGAUUUUGAGAAUAGCUUUUAAGAAUCGUACUCGAGUCCUCGUUUACACGUCAGUGCUUCCUUACGAGGACAUUCUCGUCUUCUUUAUUUAUCGUAAUCCUGUAAGAUCUCGCGCGUAGAAGGGGACCUCGAAUACGCGUGUGAAGACUAACGAAAAACAAGAACAAGUUCGUCCACUCGGUACAGUCGAUGGUUCUGUCGCCGCAUUCUAUUGUAUGCCAUAGUUUAUUAGCUGCAAACAAAACACAGGGCUGCCAAAUCUUCACGAAUUGUGUUAAAUGAUGAGUGAGGAAAACGUAACACAAACAAUUUAUUAAUUGACCAGCUUCUUCUCGUCGAAUCUGUGCUGCUAGCUGUUACAUAACAAGAGUACGAAGAGUGUGAGUUCUUUUUCGUUGCAAACAAAAAUUUUAUCUUAAUUGUACAGGGUAUUUAGAAAGCGGUUUUAGGAUUCUUCUUUUUAAUGAAACACAAAUGAUAUGGAAUACAUCCGAGUUUUACACAAAUUUUUACACCAGUUUUUAGACACUUUAAUGUGGGAGAUGAUGUGACUGACAGGUGUAUUUUAUUAUUAAAAACUUUUUUUUUUUUUUUUUUAACCUUUUUAUCGUCAUUCGAUACUUAAAAUCUACCAAACACUGUUACGUGACAGCUUUCAGCUCGCCUAAGAGGCUUUCAAUGAUUCAUGAAAACAGAUAUGAGCAAUCGUUCGUUUUGUCGUUGGUCAAAGUUGACAGAAAUUCUCACGGUCAAUUAAUAAAUUUUGCUUAUAUCACUAUGGUGCGUUAGUUGUAUCGAAUUACCGCGAGGCCUCUGUAAAUUCGACGUGCCGUUUUGCAUUCUAAAUGAAACACAAAGCAUCGCUGCCACGAAAAGAAAAAAAGGAAAAAAAGACGACAGUGUCGCGUCGAUUUAUUUAGCAUUGUUAGGCCAGCGUCGUGUCGUGCGUUCGCGCGACUUGAAUUUGCAUGCUUUACUAUUUUAAAACAAUAUACCCCCGUGGAUCGUUUACAGUCGGUAUAGAAUUGAAAGACAAAAAAAAAAACAGUAUCAAAAAGCGAACAAUACAAAUGUCAGUGUGAUUUGUCCAUGCAACUGAGCCAAUUCUAACCUCAAUACCCGUUUCUAUUGUUCUCCUGAUUUCUGAACACUAUUUACAUUUUGUUCUCAUUACUUUCUUUUUUUCUCUUGUUUAGUGUAUUCGAGGUGCUUUCGUUAGUAAGGUUAAGAUCUCAGCUCGUGAAUAAAUUAGUUUAUUAUCGAUACGUGGUGGGAAAGGACCAAUCCGCAAGACUGGAAGAUAACGAUUCCCAAAACGAGCUGGCUCUCGGGUGAAAAAAAGAUAAUUUAUCAUUUACAGCUGAUAAGACGAAGAAUAAUAUGAACGUACUCUGUCAAAAUGAUUCUAUCCUUAUUACCGUGGAUGUCAUGAACGCACAAAGCUUUCAAUUAAUUAGAAUACGCAUUACAAAUCCGAUCUAUCAAUCGAAAGUCUCUUACCAUUUUAUCUGUAUUACUAGUCGGGCUUUAUAUGGAGAGAAUCAUUCGAACAGAGUUGUAGCUUUCGAAGCAUUCUUCUCAGCUAUCGAUGAUACUUGAUUUUCUUUCUUUUUUUUUUUUCUUGUUUACUCUCCCUCGCUCUUUUGCUUCUCGACACUGCGUGAAACGAAAAGGAAAAGAAAGACACGAUCGUUCUUCUCGUGAAAAUUAUAACAUACCGACGAGGAAUAUUAGAACGAAAUGUUCGGACGUUCCGUAGGCGAGAUGAUUGAUAACGCCACACGUAUGUACAUGUACGUACUACGCCUAUACAGGAUUUUUCCUUGUUUUUUCUUUUAUAUAUCUACACAACAGCACAUAACGAAGCAUUACGGGUUUUUUAUGCUUAAUCGGAGAGGACGCAAAAAAUUCUCUAUUUUAUUAUUUUUUCAAAAGAUGUUACAUUUUAUAUCACUCAGCGUCAUCAAUGCGUUGCUUUUUUAAAAAAAAAAAGGAAUCAAAUUGUAAGUUGCUCGUUAGCGAUUUAUCGUAAUUAAUUUAGCAGUAAGUCUUAGUACGCGCAAUCAAUUGUCAUUCCUCCAUUUUGUUUUGUUUUUUUAUCGCUCUAACUAGUUCAAUUAAUUUUCGAAUGAAAUACUAUACUUUCUUUUCCACGCGAGGUUCUAAUUUCUUCGAAGAGGAGCGGAUUCGUACACGCGAGAGAAAUUCGUAUCGCGCCUCAGGCUGUUUAGUCAAUUAUUUUUUAAAGGUUAGUAAAUACGUCGAAGAUCGUUAGGUUCUCGAUACAAAGCUCUUCUUAAUUUUAACGAAUAUUCUAUCCCUCUUAUGUUCUUUUAUUUGAAGCGCAGUUCUGAGCGGCUUGGCCCCUUCUUUUGCCAAACACAUCCCCAAAGUCCCUCCUCUCAUUAUUGUUAAUAAUAUGUAUUCAGUAUUCGCGUUAUUUUAGAUUAUUAUUAUUAUUAUUAUUGUCAGGUAUAUUCUGGUUUAUUAUAUCAUUAUUACCACGAACAAUGUAAUCUAUUAUUCUAUAAUACAUGGUUUUUCCAAAGCUCGUCAGACGUUCUUCAUUUUUCAAUAAUUACGUUAACUAAUGACGAUCUUGACCACCAUGACAUCGUCCCAUGCCGUUUAAUAUCAUUCACGUUAAAAACACAUACGUAGAGUGAACCCUACAAUCGAUGUCGCAAAUUUGGUAGCUGCAUACUUUCACCAGUGGACGAGUAAAGCAAGAUCACAAGCAAGAAACUUUCCCUUUCUGUUUGGACGAAACGCAGCGAGCGUUUCUGUUCGUUGCUCGUGGGAUAUGAUUAAAGUUGGCAUUAAUACAAUAACAGAUUUCGCGAGAAACGAAAACAGCGUAACUGGUGUCCAGAAGAUAAAAGCAGAUGAAACUUGUAUUCCGUCGAUAUCGUGGUAGUUACCAACUCGCUCAGGCGGUAAGCACUAGUAUCGAGGGGUUUCCGACUGGUCUAGUUACCGACUGUUCUAGGUACCUUUGGUACCUAGGAUAUCGAAGAAUUGCUCGCGACUUCUUACACUUGUGUACUUGUGUAGUCUGAUAGAGAUAACAGUGUCGUCCUGUGGAGGUGUCGAAGACGUUAUAAGAAAAACAGAGCAGUAACAAUCGUGUUGAGGAAGAUAAAAGAAAUCAUGGUUGUGUGUCAUGAUUCUUAUCGUCCUCCAUCGCCUUCAUCCCUGUUGCUGUGUGAGCACAUCAAAGAGCGAGAGAAAGAGAGAGGUUACUAUUCAUAGACUAUUCAUAAACCUCUGUCCUUUAUUGUGUUCUUCAUCCGCCCGUAAGAGCGCGCAAUGUACCUGUGUUCCGCAUGCAUGCUUCCAUCGUCGUGUGCCCUCAAUCAGUACAAAUUAAAUUUUGUGUGUGAACCGUUAAUAUUUACCAUGGGAAAAAUUGUGUCCAUGUGCGCGAGGAGAAAGCAGUUUCUCCCAGUGACAAGUACAUCGUAUCGCGUUAUUUUCUUGUGGAUUGUGAUCGAUACCUGGAUUAAGGAUAUCCGUCGAAAACAGUUACCCAAAGGGUACCUGCACGUUCCUAUGGUAUGUUUAAUCUUCCCUUAACCUUAAAAUGACUGCCAACCUCGACCUCUGUACCUCCAAGACUCGAUUUCUUUUUUCUUUUUUUUUUCUAAUUCUCAGCCCAUGUACGGACUCUAUUCCACGAACGUGAGAUUCUCGAUUGUCAAGGACUAACAGGUGGUCUGCGUGGACCGUUUCACGCGGAGAUUAAGAACAUUACACAGGUAACAUUAAAACGUCGGAAGGAGGAAGGAGUGAGCGAAAGAUGUCGUUGAGCAGAGGCUGCAGACGCUGCUCAAGGAAGGAGCAAACAGUUUCAUGAACCCAGAAUGGCUGCAACCGGAAUUACCGCCUUUCUUCGACGCGAAGAAGUUUUCCCUCGGCCAGAGGAUGUUCAACAAUAACGUUUUCACCAUGAUGGUCGCCAAGCUCUGCGGGCUGUUAUGCUUGUUCGCUAUACCGUCGAUCAGAGCUGUUUUGCUCUUCACCAAGCAGAGCUGCACGUCCUGCGCUGCGUUUCGCAGAUACGUGUCCACGAUUCUGCACACUUGGGUCUGGUACGAGAAGAAACCAGUUGUAGAGAAAAAGUUCCUGGACUCCCUGAGGAUCGUGCGGAAAAAGCACUGCGUGGCGUUUCGCAGAAGCUCGGACGCUGGCCUCGACAGAGUCUCGCAGCUGGAUAUGGCGUUGACUCAGUUCGGUUUCGUAGGGUUCACCCUUCUGGGCGGCGACUAUCUCGGGGUGAAUAACAGCUUCGACGAACUCGAGGGACUGAUUCACUUCUGGCGCGUGGUUGGCAGCAUGCUGGGAAUGGAAGACAAGUACAACAUCUGCUCAGGAAGCGUCGAAGAGACCCGCGCACUCUGCAGACGACUCCUGGACGAAGUCUUCCUUCCGUCGCUCGCCAGGGAUAUCAAGGAGUUCGAUGAGAUGAGUCACGCUCUGAUAAAAGCUCUCUGGCCCAUGAAUCCUUACAUGGAUUCCACUGCCUUCGUCGCGUUCACCCUUACACUGGCGUCCUCCACCGCCACGAAUAACAAUCACUCGUUGAAAAUAGAUACGUCGAACAUGUCGUGGUACAGUAAAUUUAUCUUUAAUCUUCAAAUGAUGACCCACAAGUACCUGCUGGCUAGCGCGAAUUGGUGGUCGUGGAUCUUCAGAGCGUACUUCAACGGGCAAAUGCGACUGGCCAUGUAUCUGACCGAGAACUUGCCGUUCCUGGCGUUCUGGAACUUCGGUAUUAAGAAUUCUUACGUUAAUAUUUAUAAUUACCGCGUCAUGUGAGCUAGAGUUAAGGUAGAACCGCCGGCGGUAGACGGGUUAAACCUUUCUACCGGAUGGCGUCAGGAGACAACGAACAUACGUUAAAGUAGUAAAAGAAGAAGUAGACUAUAGAGACGAAGCUCAAUGUAGAUGAUAAGCGUAGGAUAAAAAGAAUCUUUUGUACGGAAUUGUAUAGUUAGAUUUAAGCCUUUAAGUACCUGCGGAUAGAAUAAAUCCAGCGACAAGUAGAAAUUACCUUUUAAGCCUUAAUCGUACUUACAUGUUUUGUAAUACAACACCGCGCGUAAAUACAAAUACAGCACAUUAUCCGAUCCUAAUACUCGGCGCUGAUCGUGCUUACCGUACCCCUGCACGACUGUGUUAGUUACAUAUUUUACGUAUCUACCUUCGCAGCAUUAAAUUAUCAACUAGAGUGUUCACGAAUCGAUCGGCCAUGGUUAUAAUUUACCCACGAGCGAAAUUGGUCCCGAAACGAAGACAACGUCGCAUCGGCCGUUCUCGUUAGCUUUCACGGAAAUCCUUCAAAGUACGCGAUACCUCUCCGCGAUUUCAUAAUUUUAGAGGAGACUGCCUUAUCUCUCGCGCCAUGGCGUCUGGUGAGUGUUCCGUCAGCAGGCGAUAAAAAAAUGCCUCGACGAAGAUCAUAAUACCGUCCUUGAACUCUCCUCGCCAAUAUUGAUCGAACGGGAUACGUUCGGCAUCCGUUUUUCGUUCGCUGUUAGGCUAAUUCAGGCGAGGCAGACGCGAACGUCUAAUUAAAAGGUCGACGUUAAUCGAAUCAAAGGUCGACUCAUCUGAAACGAAUCGACCUAGCGUAGGAGAGCUUCCAGGACAGAGUCAAUUAAUCUUAGAUACGUUCUGGACAUCGUCACGUGCCCGAUAAACACCGCGGCGACGGAACGAAUGGGUUUCGCGACAGUGGCGUGACUUACUUUCGCGGGCCCCGGGUCCAAACGGAGUUUACGUUUAUCUUUGUAUCUUGCCUCUGGCGUGAAGCCUCUCGCUACGAUGAGGAAUCGCAGGUGGCUCGUUGAAUGUUUUUUUAACGAGUAAAUAACGCGUAAAAAGGCUGAACGACUUGCUUACUUCAAUUACUGUCGCGAAUUAACUAAUUGCGCUUCAGCCUCGGGAAAACAUGUUUCUCCGGCUGGGACUUCCGGUCGAAAUUAUUCUCAAUGAACGUGCAUGACAUCGGAACGACGCUACACCGUCCGUGACGGUCACACCGUUCUGCAUCCUUUGCUAAAUCAAUAAGCAAACAUUGUAACGUUUUUACGUUUACGUUUCACGUCAAAAAUGAAUGUCGAUCGUAUCCUUAUAAGUCGCUGCAUCGAGAUCAGGAUA
Messenger RNA from Hylaeus anthracinus, 6669 nucleotides. RefSeq lists its product as uncharacterized. The transcript is spliced from 5 exons. Gene Ontology annotation, molecular function: oxidoreductase activity. The record is from RefSeq and is a predicted model, not a curated record. NCBI's taxonomy places the organism in Eukaryota, Metazoa, Arthropoda, Insecta, Hymenoptera, Colletidae. The coding region runs from base 4360 to 5325 and encodes 321 amino acids.